AUGAGCGGAAGAGUAACAGUACAAAGAGGAGAGACUGAAAGCGAAAAUGAAAUUAUUAUUGUACAACCUACUAGAGAAAUAAUUGAAAUGGAACCUGAAAUGGAACCAUUUGCCACUCUUCAAAAUGAUAAUGAAAAUGAACAAGAAUAUGGCGGUGAAAUCGAACAAGAAGGUGGUUAUGAAAUCGAAGAAGGUAAUUAUGAACGUGAACAAGAUGGUAAUGAAAUUGAACAAGAUGGUGAAAGUUCUCAAGAAAGUCAACAAUGGACACACAAUGAGAUAACUAUUUUGUUGGGACAUGUUUUUAGUCAAAGAAUAGAUCAGCAAGAACUUUAUGAUCUAGGUUUAAGAAGAUCAGCUUGUGCAAUCUCAUCAAAAUGGCAAUCAAUGAAAAAGGUAUUAAACAAUUAUGUAAAUAAUUCUUUAAUACAAGUCUAA
Entrophospora sp. SA101 is the source of this 438-nucleotide messenger RNA. The record is from the annotation of a GenBank genome assembly. Lineage: Eukaryota; Fungi; Glomeromycota; Glomeromycetes; Entrophosporales; Entrophosporaceae.